CUAAUUGAUUAAUCCCAACUGUCAAGUGGCAUAACAGAUUCAAAAGCAAAAUAUAUUUCUGUUACCGGUGUAGUUCCUCUGUUUGUUUUGUGCUGAGAAGCCGCCGGAAUUUUGUUUAUAAUAGAAUCAGCUGUAAACGAAGAUAAAGAACAGAUUAGCUGGUUUAGACUUUCAGUAGAAGUGUGGCUGCUGCUCUAUCUGGCUGUCAUUCUGGGAACCGAGUGCUAAAGAUAUAAAUUAACAAAUUAAUAUAAGAUGCUAAAACUCUUCCUCGCCGUUUUGCUUGUAUCCGGAUUCAUUACCCGCAUUGAAGCAGCGGGAUCUUGUCGGAGAGGGUAUUAUUUAUGGAGGCGAAGAUUUUGUCUCAAGAUCUCACAAAAUUCCGUCACGUGGGAUGAAGCCGUACGCGCAUGCGCGAGAGAAGGCGCGGAACUUGCUGUUGUCCAAUCAGAGAACGAGAUGAGAUUCGUGAGGGUCCUAAUGAUGAGCAGAAGGGUUAGCUCUGUUUUCAUUGGGCUGCAACGACAAGCAAGAAGUCGGGCUCUUGUAUCUUCUAACGGUGGCCUUGCUACUUACCGUGGUUGGCGUGGUGGCGAACCUCCACCUUCCAACACCCGCUCAUGUGUUACAGUGGCUGCCAACCAAGGAUAUAGGUGGGCACUGUCAAGCUGCGACCGCCCCUUGAGAUUUGUGUGCAAGUAUUUUCCAGGUCAAACUGCGGCACCGAGACGACCACGACAAAGAUGUUACGUUUGUGAUAAUGCGCGAACGAAUGAGGAGUGUAACGCAAGAGGAAUGCGGGAAUGCAUGCUUAAUGAGGAGCAGAAAAAAGCUGACCCCCCAAUAUUGCUUUCAUGCCAAAACGAGAUUCGUGUCAGCGGUGGACGGAAACUCAUCUCCAAAAAGUGCAAGCAACCUACUGCAUGCGAGAACAACUAUCUACAGAACCCAAGAGCUGCGUGGUAUCCCUCCCAAUGCUCACCCUCCCAUAAUAUGAACAGCGUGUGUAGAUGUUGUUGUACGGGAGAUUUGUGUAAUGUCAACGAGUUACCAUGUCUUUCAGAGAGUUCCUGCCCUGUUCUCUCCUUGCCUGCCCAGAGCACCGUAUCCUGUUCUAACCGGAAUAAACCGGCUUCGGUAUGCACGUUCAGCUGCAGACCUGGCUACAAGUUAACUGGAAGUCGAAGUCGUCGAUGUGAUGGUCAAAAUGGGAACUGGACUAAUGCAAACCCAACUUGCCAAAGUAUGUUAACACUCAGUGGUGUAAACUACCGACCCCGUGUAAUUCGUAAAUCAUGGCGGGUCUUGGCUCUUCUCCAGCGAGGAGUUCGGUGUUCCCCAGUGCAGCGAGCGCCACUUAGUGGUUCGAUGACGUGUACGAACUCUAACUACCAUGGUUCGACUUGUAGUUUCACUUGCGAACGGAACUUCUUCCUCCGAGGUCCAGCAACAGUCACGUGCCAACAAAAUGAACGAUGGAAUUCGAACCAACCGAGACUUUGCACACUGAUUCUCUGUACUGGCUUACGACCGCCAUCCAACGGUGGAGUAUCUUCCACUAACUCAACUGUGAUUGGUCAAAUUCGAACUUUUAGCUGUAGCGAAGGAUACCGCAUGCUCGGUGGCGACACCCUGCGGUGCGUGGACAGCAACAACGAUGGAUUCGGGGAAUACGACAAUAACCCACCGACAUGCGAAAGAAUAACGUGCUCAUUACCAUUACCUAUUCUCAACAAUGGUGACGUCAUCCCUCCUACGUCAUUAGACUACGGCUCGGUGGCGUCAUUCCGAUGUAAUUUUGGAUACUUCUUGAUUGGUUCAGACUCGAUCACGUGUGUUGAUAAUAACAAUGAUGGAGUAGGAGAGUGGAGCGGGGAUUCCCCGAUAUGCAAAUUGAUAGAAUGCCCCGUGAUCUCACCGCCGGAUAGCGGUAGAUACAACACGACUUUCCAACGUACAUUGGGCACGCAAAUGUUCGUCGUGUGUGACCCUGGAUUCUUCAUGGUGGGACUUCCCCGUCUGACGUGUACAGAUGACGAUAAUGAUGGCAAUGGGUCGUGGGAUAACCUGCCUCCGAUAUGUGAACAAAUAUAUUGCCCUGAUCUCCCACCGCUUGUAAACGGAAUGUCGUCAUUAUCGGGGGGACUUCCGGUUUGGGGAGCAAUCGCGUCAUUCAAUUGUGACGUAGGUUACUUCCUAGAGGGCGCUGGAACGCUUGAGUGUGUGGAUACGAAUAACGACGGGGAAGGAAAUUGGAAUCAACCAUUGCCAAUAUGCAGACAAAUAACGUGUCCCACCCCCACACAACCCACAAACGGGAGGUUUGUAAAUACGCCAGCAGUUAUUUACGGCUCAGUGGUUGAGGUCACGUGUAAUUCUGGCUACUUUCUGAUUGAUCAGUCUUUAAAAGAGUGCGGUGACGUUAACGAUGACGGAAUCGGGGAAUGGAAUGGGGAGUUCCCCACUUGUAGACAAAUCACAUGCGACGAGCCACUACUACCUCCUCAAAACGGGGAAAUCACCGACUCACCGCCCGCAGUGUGGGGGUCGGUGACGUCAUUCACAUGUGCCAUAGGUUACUUCAUGGAUGGGGAAGCGUUUGUGACGUGUGAGGAUUCAAACAAUGAUGGGAUUGGGGAAUGGAAUUCGUCUUCUCCUGUUUGUAACCUAAUAUCGUGCCCCCUUCUCGUCGCCCCUUUGUCCGGAUCCUUAUCCACCCCCAAUGUGACGUAUGGUACCAACGUCACGGUUACGUGCAACGAGGGCUACUUCCUGUUUGGUCAAGACACUACGCAGUGCGGUGACGUAGACCGUGACAUCAUUGGUGAUUGGUUGAGCGCUUUGCCUGAAUGUGAACCGAUCAUGUGCCCAACUACUGUUCCUUCUCCUUUGAACGGAGUUGCUACUCUUCCUGGCGUCACUGACUACGCUUCUGUGACGUUAUUUCGGUGUGACUUUGGCUACUUCCUGAUUGGUUCAGACUCGGUCACGUGUGUUGAUAAUAACAAUGAUGGAGUCGGAGAGUGGAGCGGGGAUUCCCCGAUAUGCAAAUUGAUAGAAUGCCCCGUGAUCUCGCCGCCGGAUAGCGGUAGAUACAACACGACUUUCCAACGUACAUUGGGCACGCAAAUGUUCCUCAUGUGUGACCCUGGAUUCUCCAUGGUGGGACUUCCCCGUCUUACGUGUACAGAUGACGAUAAUGAUGGCAAUGGAUCGUGGGAUAACCUGCCUCCGAUAUGUGAACAAAUUUACUGUCCCGACUUGCCCCAGUUAGAAAAUGGCAAUGUCACGUCUUCUACGCAAUUUCCGGUGUGGGGGUCAGAACAAUCGUUCAAUUGUGACGUCGGCUACUUUCUGAUCGGUAGCGCCUCCAUACGGUGUGUUGAUGUUGACCUAGAUGGCGCUGGAGAGUGGGACAAGGCGAUGGCUGUUUGUCAACAAAUAACUUGUCCCAUCCCUGCACAACCCACAAACGGGAGGUUUAUAAAUACACCGGAAAUUACUUACGGCUCAGUGGCUGAGGUCACGUGUGAUGUUGGCUACUUUCUGAUUGGUCAACCUUCGGGAGAGUGUGGUGACGUCAACGGUGACGGAAUCGGGGAAUGGAAUGGGGAAUUCCCAACUUGUACACAAAUUACAUGUUUGGUUCCGGUUCCUGCACCCCAAAACGGAAGCAUUGUGACGUCAUCACCUGACAAUAUAUACGGAAGUGACGUCACCUUCGACUGCAAUGUUGGUUUCUUCCUUAUCGGUAGCGCCACCACGCGGUGUGAUGAUAGUAACGAUGACGGAAUCGGGGAAUGGACCAAUCAGGCGGCAGUUUGCGAUCGAAUCACAUGUUCACCUUUAAACCCGCCCGACAAUGGAGUGUUUAUUGCGUCACAAUCACUUCACUUUGGCGCAACAUUAGUAACAAGAUGUUUAGAUGGGUAUUAUCUUGUGGGAAACCCUACGCUUUUAUGCGAGGACGAAAACAACGAUGGUCAGGGCGAAUGGAACGGAACGUUGGCGACUUGUUCACAAAUCACAUGCGACGGUCCACUACUACCUCCUCAAAACGGGCAAAUCAUCGACUUGCCCCCUGCAGUGUGGGGGUCAGUGACGUCAUUCACAUGUGACGUAGGUUACUUCAUGGAUGGGAAAGCGUUUGUGACGUGUGAGGAUUCAAACAAUGAUGGGAUUGGGGAAUGGAAUUCGUCUUCUCCUGUUUGUAACCAAAUUUUUUGUCCUGUGUUGACCUCACCCGACAACGCGACCAUUCCAUCCAAUCACGGGCGAGCUUUUGGUGAUAACGUAACCAUGACAUGUGACCCAGGCUUCUUUCUUAUUGGUCGAGACACAGUAGAAUGUGGUGACGUGAACAAUGACGGCACCGGAGAAUGGACGUCAAGUUAUGGGGCUUGUGAACAAAUAACAUGCAUCGAUUUACAAACACCUAUUAAUGGAUUCGUGGCUUCAAGCCCCCCGUACGUUUGGGGUUCUGUGGGUUCCUUUCGGUGUUUCCCCGGGUAUUACCUCAACGGAAGCAUAACGUCAUUGUGUGAUGACGUAGACGAUGACGGAGUUGGAGAUUGGGCCUUACCUCCCCCCGUGUGCGAACUUAUACUAUGUCCCGACCCUGGCUCCCCAUCCAAUGGAGUCUACACAUCAUCUGCAACUGAAGCCACAGUUGGAUCCCUUCUUAGCAUCGAAUGUUUCGAAGGUUUUACAAACGUCACUAACACUGAUGACGUCAUAUGUGCCAGUGUUCCCGGAUCAAAGAUUGGUCGAUGGAUAGGAGUAUUGCCGUUCUGUACAGCUAUCAUUUGCAACAGCAUCUCUUGGGCCCCACCUGGCGGCAUGUUUGCUUGCAGUCUAUCCACCGCAUACGGGAGUAACUGUGCGUUCCGAUGCAGUAGGGGUUACCACCUGGUUGGAUCAAACUCCAUUCAAUGUGGGGAUGCCAAUAAUGACGGGGUUGGUGAAUGGUCGGCAGAUUUUCCUGUCUGUAACGAGGUCAUUUGCAUCCCGAGCUUAAGUGCGCCGUCUAACGGGAGCAUAAAUUGCACCGACUUUAGUCAACUUGACUCACAAUGUCACUUUUCAUGCGAUAAUGGCUUCUUCUUACGUGGCAAUGACAUCAUAACGUGCAAUGAUGACGACAACAAUGGAGAAGGAGAGUGGAGUUCAAAUCCAGCAACUUGUAAAGAGAUAACAUGUCAAGUUCAAAACUCGCCAGUCAAUGGAAGCAUCUCUUGUACGCGAGGUGUUUUAUACGGCAGCGCUUGUUUCUUUGAAUGCAACCCUGGUUAUUCCUUGGUGGGCUACGAUACUGUGUUGUGUGGGGAACCCAAUAGUGAUGGCGCUGGCCAGUGGAGUAUAGAAGAGGAACCACCUACAUGUAUUAGCAACGAGUGCUCACCAGAAAGCGUUGCCCCAAGGAACGGCUCAGUUACCUGUAGUUAUGGAAAUUUAUUUGAAAGUGAAUGCGUGUAUACCUGUGCGGUGGGUUACCGCUUAGUGGGAUCGGAGAGACGAAGAUGUCUUUCGGAUAGCACGUGGGACGCACCGGAACCAAUUUGUGAACUUUUGCGAUGUCUCCCGGUUCCUGUUAACCCACAAGAUGGUUUGGUGUUUUGUACGAACGGGAACAUGUUUGGUAGUGUGUGUAACUUCUUUUGCGACCUGAGCUACGAAAGAGUGGGGGCUUCCAGCAGCACGUGUUCAGUGGAUACGGAUGGUGACGGGUUCGGGGAAUUUAUCGGAGGUUACCCCCUCUGUGAACCAAUUUACUGCGACGAGCUGGAAUCUGUAGAAGUAGGUGGCAGAAUUGUGUGUGGUAUUGGACCCAUGCAGUCGGAGACGAAUAGAUAUGGGUCGGAAUGUGUAUUGGUAUGUGACGAUGGCUGGCGACCAAAUGGGCCAAGUAGAGCGACUUGUCUCGGUGCUGGGAGAUGGACUGCAAACAUAGGAAGCUGCAUAAGAUACCAAUGUUUCCCUGGCCUUUCAACCCCUGAUUUUGGUUUCAAGACAUGCACGACCAGCAAUGACGCGUUGGGGACGGUUUGUAACUUUUCGUGCGACACCGGCCGGCGGUUGUUAGGCGAUACAUCGGUCACGUGUCAACAAUCUGGAACGUGGACCGCGUCGAGCCCCACCUGCGUUGUAUGACGUCAUAAUCACACAAAACGCUAAUCGUGGUUACGUGGGGUUAUUCGCAUUGCAUGCUAGAUAGGUUUAUUUUUAUGUUGAAUUAUUUAUCAGUUUUGAGCAGUGCUCGACAGAACCUAUAUAGGACAAGGUAUACAGCUCAAGGUGGUAGGGUUAGUUCUUCAGAAGUUGCGUCCGCACCUAUUUCUAAUGUCAUUAUUAGCAAAACUUUAUAAUUCAAUUUCACUUUUAUGUUUGACCUAUAUGCGUUUACUAAAUUAAGAACAAUUUCUGACUUAAAAUUGUCCUAAAACUGGUGUUUAUGUACAUCUUAUAAUCUGGCCCCAAUCACCUACACAUAUCACGAAAUGUAUCUGAAUCCAGUCUUUUGGUAACGCAAUACAAAUCUUCAAGUUAUAAAUGCUUCAGGUUACUUCCCUUCUUAUAGGCUGCAUCAAUUUAUUUAACCUCCGCUUUUUUUCUCUCUUAUAUGUUCUUUAUUAUUUUGUCUUGCACCAUAGAUCGUUAUUUAUGUUUUGCGUUUUUGCGAUUUAAAUUAAAAGUCACAUUUGAAAAUACUUUGUGAAUGUAAUUUACUGUUAUAUGACCGUGACUUAGUACCUAAAAGGCAAAUAACUGGUAACUGUAUAGUAUACUGGGUUCGAAGCUCAGUGCUUGGUCGUUUUUAGAAAAAACUUUGUUGCUUUUAUAUUGGCUUAUAUUCGAAGUAUAUAGUCGACUGGGGGAAGACGGGACACCUUUAGCACAGCUUAUCUCAAUAUCCUGAUUGCGUUUUAAACAAUUAACAACGGCCUAUGGAAGUUGUGAAAAUACGUUUUAAUUAUUCUUUGAACGUUCUUUGUUUACUACCAAAUAGGUCGAGAAAGUAUAAUGAUAAGGUGUCCUAUCUUCCUAUACAUACAUAAUGGUGUAAGUAUCUGCCUUGUAUGCAUUAUCGACAUGGAGACUGUUGUUUCGCCAGACCGAUAAUAAAUAACCACAAAAUAUAUCAACACAC
Ciona intestinalis (vase tunicate) is the source of this 7147-nucleotide messenger RNA. The record is from RefSeq and is a predicted model, not a curated record. NCBI's taxonomy places the organism in Eukaryota, Metazoa, Chordata, Ascidiacea, Phlebobranchia, Cionidae.